CAUAAUCAGAUCACGGGAAAAAAUCUGAUAUCCUGAAGAAUCUGGCAACCCAAUACUAAGCUGUAUUUACUGUGUUUUGAGCUAUAAAAUCUCUGCUUGUGAAUUUGGUCUGGAGCAGAGUGUGAGAAAAAUGGAAGAGCAGAUGAAAGCCACAGAGGUUUCUGUGCAGAAACCUCUUAAGCAUUGGCACAAUGUUGCUCUCCUUAGCCACUUCAAUUGCUUUGCUGUGUCACAAACAAGAAACAAUGCAAAGGAUGGUGCUGAUAUUGAAGUUGGAUCCUCCAAGAAGAAAACAAGAGGAGGAUGGAGAACCAUGCCCUACAUAAUAGGAAAUGAGAGCUGUGAGAAGCUAGCUUUGACGGGUUUGUCGGCUAACAUGAUUGUCUACCUAACAACGAAAUACAAUAUGCAGAAAGUUGCAGCAACGAAUGUACUUAAUAUCUGGUCUGGAACAACAAGCCUUGCAACCUUGCCCGGAGCUUUUGUGGCGGAUUCCUAUCUUGGCAAAUUUCGAACCAUAGUCAUUGGUUGUGUUUCAUAUUUAGUGGGAUUGUCUCUUCUGACUCUCACAGCAGUCAUCCCUCAGUUCAGACCAACUCAUUGCAGUGCCACCCAGAAAAAAUUGAGAAAAUGUGAGAGAGCAUCCAAAACACAAUGGGCUCUUCUUGUGUUGGUUUUCUUAUUCAAAUGUAUUGGGUCUGCAGGGAUAAAACCCUGUUCCAUGGCAUUUGGAGCAGAUCAGUUCCAACAGGAAGGAGAAGUAAAAGAUAAAGAAGAAAAAUCCAAGGAGAAGAAAAGAAUAGAGAGUUUCUUUAAUUGGUAUUACUUUUCAAGUUGUUUUGCUCUCGUUGUAGCCCUCACUGUUAUUAUUUAUAUUCAGAGCAAUGUGAGCUGGAGUUUGGGGUUUGGCAUCUGUACUCUGCUCAUGCUAAUAUCCACGGUUAUCUUCCUUGUUGGAGCUCCCAUUUUCCUCCAUGACAUUCCACAAGGUAGUCCGUUCACUGGAUUUGCACAGGUGAUAGUGGCAUCAAUCAGGAAGUGGAAUUUAUCCCUGCCUUGUGAUUCUGCAAAGCUUUAUCAUUGCCAAGGCAGCUCCAAGCCUCCUCUCACAGACAGAUUCAGGUUUCUGGACAAGGCGGCCAUAAUAACAGAAAAAGACAUCCAAAGCGACGGAUCAGUGGGCAACCGAUGGAGACUCUCUUCGACGGCCCAAAUCGAAGCCCUAAAAUCCAUAAUUGCAACUCUCCCCAUCUUCUCCUGCGGUAUCGCGACCUCAAUAACGAAGGCACAGCAGCACACAUUUUCAGUACUACAAGCCCUAACCAUGAACAGAAAGCUAGGGUCAACCAAUUUCGAGAUUCCAGCAGGAUCCUUCUCAGUCUUCUCUCUACUAGUCCUCAUAACGUGGCUCCCAUUGUACGACCGACUCAUCGUUCCAGCCACCCGCCGGAUGACAAAAAAUGGGCGAGGAAUCACAGUAUUUCAGAGAAUGGGCAUCGGCCUUGCAAUUUCCGCAAUCUCAAUGCUGGUUGCGGGUUUUGUCGAAAUAAAGAGACGAAACGCAGCGCGAAGUCACGGCCUGGCGGACGAUCCCUCGGCCGUGGUUCCUAUUUCGGCCUUCUGGCUCGUUCCACAGUUCUGUAUUGCGGGUCUGGGAGAGGCAUUUCAUACAGUGGGUCACCUGGAGUUUUUCUAUGACCAAUUUCCGCCCACCAUGCGCAGCACAGCCAUUGCUCUGUCUUCCUGCACUUCUGCAAUAGGGCAUUACUUGAGCACCAUUGUUGUUACAGUUGUUCAUAACACCACGGGCGGCAAUGGAAAACCAGAUUGGCUUGAUGACAAUCUCAAUCGUGGUUACCUUUUCUAUUUCUACUGGCUUUUGUCUGCCAUUGAAGCCCUCAACUUGGUAUAUUUCAUCUUCUGUGCUUAUAUGUAUAAGUACACAGUAGAACCUGUCCAAGAUCCAGCUUUUGAAUCGGGCGUCCAAGAGAUGGAAUGUAAGCAAAUACAGGAGAAUUAGCCCAGCUGUGUAAUGGCUUCUGUAACUUCGGGCUUAUUUGGAGGUGGGCUAAAAGAAUGCCUUUUCCGCCUCUGUAUCCUCUGCAUGUAAAAUUCAGCAUGUAGGUAGUCUUUUAAGCUCUGAUCUGUAGGUGGAUAGUGAAUGUCUGUAGUACUGUUGGGUUUUGUAACAAGUUAUUAUUAUAUUCCUUUUAUGAUUAAAUAUCAUAUUGAAUUUAAAAA
Cryptomeria japonica (Japanese cedar) is the source of this 2241-nucleotide messenger RNA. RefSeq names its product protein NRT1/ PTR FAMILY 3.1. Bases 131 to 2020 code for a protein of 629 amino acids. Gene Ontology annotation, biological process: transmembrane transport. The transcript is spliced from 4 exons. NCBI's taxonomy places the organism in Eukaryota, Viridiplantae, Streptophyta, Pinopsida, Cupressales, Cupressaceae. The record is from RefSeq and is a predicted model, not a curated record. Gene Ontology annotation, cellular component: plasma membrane. Gene Ontology annotation, molecular function: transmembrane transporter activity.